Molecule: messenger RNA, 465 nt
Organism: Coffea eugenioides
Lineage: Eukaryota; Viridiplantae; Streptophyta; Magnoliopsida; Gentianales; Rubiaceae
Exons: 1
Coding region: 1-465 (154 amino acids)
Source: RefSeq, a predicted model, not a curated record
AUGUUGACUGAGUUCUUCAGAAUGAACAAAACAAAUGCAAAGGCUCAGAACUUGAAGUGCUUUUAUAGAGAAUUUCCAGAAAAUUUUGUUUGGUCUUUUAAAUUUAAAGUUUGGAUUGAGAGAAAGCGUAAAAAAGCCAAUGGAAGGCUGGUCACAGUUAGCCCUCGUGAAAGAGAGAGUUAUUACCUUAGACUCUUGCUAACUCAUGUUCAAGCACCUACAUCAUUUGAUGACCUGUUAACUAUUAAUGGCCAAAAAAUGAAUUACUUUAGAGAUGCUGCUUUGGUCCUUGGACUUUUGCAGUCAGAUACAUAUAUACAAGAGACCCUUGAAGAAGCAGUUGUUUUCCAAAUGCCAUCCCCUUUGAGACUGUUAUUUGCUACUAUUCUUGUUCAUUGUUCUCCAGCAUAUCCUCAAUUUCUUUGGGACAAAUUUGAGCUAGAUCUCUCUACAGAUUACCAUUGA